AUGUCAAAGAGUGGCUUCUUACCAAAUGUCUUCAAAGUUCUAGCUCAUCGGCCUGAUGAAUUCCGUGCUUUUUUCAUGUAUUAUGAUGCACUGAUGCUUAGAGAGGGAAAUCUAACAAAAGCUGAAAAAGAAAUGAUCGUAGUUGCAACAAGUUCAGCAAACAACUGCAUGUACUGUAUUGUGGCUCAUGGUGCCUUGUUAAGGAUCUACUCUAAAAAUCCACUGUUGGGUGACCAGGUGGCAGCCAAUUGGCAAUGUGCCGACUUGACUGAAAGAGAAAGAGCCAUACUUCAGUUGGCAAUGUGUGUUUCGAGAUCAGAAACAGUGGAUGAUGAACAUUUAACAGCUUUGGAAAAGCAUGGCUUGAAUAGAGAAGAUGCAUGGGACAUUGGCGCCAUUGCAGGGCUCUUUGCAUUGUCUAACAGAAUGGCUCAUCUAACCAACAUGCGUCCAAAUGAUGAGUUUUAUCUUUUGGGAAGGGCAAAGAAAGAAAAGUAGCAAUGAAAUCCUUUGUUGAAAUAAUGUAAGAACAGCCCAUAUGUUCUGCUUCAUGCCUAGUCACCAUCUUCUUUCUUGAAUUAGCGUUACAAGUAGAACUUGGCCAAACUAGUGAAAAAUUUGCAUGUCAAGAUCUUUGGGAGUGAUAACAUCAGUGGGGGGUGCCUCAGUGGGGAGCUUGCCCUAGAGGGGGGGGAGGGGCUUUAGUAUGUCUAGGAGGAUAGGUCCAGGGGGCCUGGACUCCCCUUUUAAGAAAUUGUAGUUGUAGUUAGCUGUAUGGUGAUGUCAAAGUAGGUCAACGUUUUUAUUUACUUUCUGAUGUACAUAGUCCCUUCUCUCCUCUAAAGGGUGUAAAUGGAUUUUGGCAUAUUGCUCUGACUGUCAGAGGAAACUGAUAAAAUAAAAAAUAGAAAAAUAAACGCUACACUUGAAAUGAUGAAAAUUGUUUUUCUUGAUUUUUAGCAGAGCUCCUGCAUGUCAAAGGUGCGCAAGUGGAGCCCUAUACCUUAGAAAAUUUAGUAGCCCAUCAAUCUAAAAAGUUUGGGUUUGUCACAUGACUGUUCGUAUGCCAGUACCUUGAAAAGUAACAGAGUAGCACUAUUACCAUAGCUACUGAACAUCUUUGAUUUUUGUCAUCCAUGUUAUGGCUAAUUGACAGCUGUCAAAACAAGCUAUCUGCUGACCAGUAUCACAUGACCUUAUCUUGGGCUCAGGUUUAGAGCUCAUCAAGGUUGACUGUACUGGUUUUUUGAUUGAAUCCCAGGCUCAAGUUAGGUUAUAACUCUGGGGGAAAAAGAAGGAGUACAUGCAAAUGCAAAAUUUUGGCACAAAUUAGCACCUGGCACGUUGUUAACUUUUCUUCUGACAUAUUUCUUGUGCAAUUGUCUCUUGGAAAGUCCCUGAUAUAUUGCAUACAUAAUUUCUACAAUCUUGGUUACACUUAUUGGGUAUACCGUUAGUUUGUUAAAAUUUAACUGAAGAAAAAGCAAAACCAUAUGCUGAACAAUUACAUGCUCAUAAUUGAUCAUUUUUCGAGUCUCGGAUCCAAGAAAAACAAAUCCUCUUUUUCCUUUGUGGGUUGUCAUUGCAAUCAGGAGCUCCACUUUUAGGCUUGGCUAAAUCUGUAAUUAUUAGUUUUUGGGAGUGUGCAUUAUUUAUGGUUUUGGGGAUUGGGGUUUUAUACUGCUCCCCUUCAGAUUGUUGUGUGACAUCCACCCCCC
Orbicella faveolata is the source of this 1718-nucleotide messenger RNA. RefSeq lists its product as uncharacterized. Gene Ontology annotation, molecular function: peroxiredoxin activity. NCBI's taxonomy places the organism in Eukaryota, Metazoa, Cnidaria, Anthozoa, Scleractinia, Merulinidae. The record is from RefSeq and is a predicted model, not a curated record.